AUGAAGUUAGAACCAGUUGCUAUUGUUACUGGGGCAACAAGAGGUAUUGGUAAGAGCAUCGUUGAAAGGCUUUCUCUUCAUGGGGUUAAUUGUGUAGGGAUAGGGUCAUCGAUGCGGUCGAUAUCUAAUGAAGAAUUGAGAAGGUCAAUGAAACACGUCAGUAAGAAUCAAAGACAUAGGUUGCUUGCUAUUGACUUUAGUGAAUGGCCAACUUGGGUAGAUUCUAAACGUGAAUUCCAGGGCAUUGAAUAUUGUGCAAAUGGUAGAGAAGAGGUUGGGGACUUUAAGAUUUUUGAUAUGUUGAAGAGUUGGAAUAGUCAAGAUAAAGAGGUUAGAUAUUACUUAAGUCUUUUGAUCAACUGUGCUGGCAUUACACAAGAAUCGUUGAGUAUACGUACAGACAGUGCUGAGAUGAAGAAUAUAAUGAAUAUAAAUUUGCUAAGUCCAGUGAGCAUGUGUAAUUUAACGAUUAAAAAUAUGAUUAAAGAUAGGAAGACCAUUGGUGCUGAUAAGCCCAGAUAUAUACUGAAUGUGUCGUCGGUAUUGGGCAAACCGAAGGUGUAUCUUCCUGGGACAUCUCUCUAUUCAGCGUCAAAAGCCGGACUGGGUCAAUACAGUAAUGUGUUAGAGCAAGAGGUGAGUAAGUACGGUAUUAUAACGAAGAGUGUUCAGUUGGGACCUAUUCAAGAUACAGAUAUGGUCCAAAAUUUGAAAUCCAACGGUAUUCAACUUGAUGAAUUUGCCAAACGGCUAGGCAUUCCAGUGUCAACCAAAGCUGAAGCGACUAGGUUGAUCUUAGAUGAGUACCUAGAGAAGUUGUUGGAAAGUGGGCAAGUGAGUGGCACAGUCUAG
Molecule: messenger RNA, 852 nt
Organism: Vanderwaltozyma polyspora DSM 70294
Lineage: Eukaryota; Fungi; Ascomycota; Saccharomycetes; Saccharomycetales; Saccharomycetaceae
Gene: OAR1
Product: 3-oxoacyl-[acyl-carrier-protein] reductase (NADPH)
Exons: 1
Coding region: 1-852 (283 amino acids)
Molecular function (GO): oxidoreductase activity, acting on the CH-OH group of donors, NAD or NADP as acceptor
Source: RefSeq, a predicted model, not a curated record